This is a messenger RNA of Branchiostoma floridae (Florida lancelet), 2039 nucleotides long. RefSeq names its product very low-density lipoprotein receptor-like. Bases 129 to 863 code for a protein of 244 amino acids. The record is from RefSeq and is a predicted model, not a curated record. The transcript has 5 exons. NCBI's taxonomy places the organism in Eukaryota, Metazoa, Chordata, Leptocardii, Amphioxiformes, Branchiostomatidae. Gene Ontology annotation, molecular function: protein binding.
GCCGUCAAAACUUUUACUUAAGAAUUAAGGAAGGUUGUAUAACUUUGUUCAAUUAAUCUACCAACCCGAUAAAACAAUUUACCGAUAGCAUUUAUCGUCCCAUGUUUCCUUAAUUAACAGGCUGUGCGAUGGAGUGUCAAAGCUUUUUGGGUGACCCCUGCGUUUCUUACCUUUGGAUCUGUGAUGAGACGGAGGACUGUUUGGACGGAGUGGACGAACAAAGCUGCGUACAAGGAGUACCCAAACACUGUUUCUUCACCUGCCGUAACGACGUCACCUGUCUGCCGACGCGUCAGCUGGGGGACGGUCAUCAGGACUGUCCUGACGGAGAGGACGAACGGAUCAGCGACAUUGAAGACGCUCUGAGACGCAGGUGGGGCUCCUGUAGCAACAACUGCUCGUCCGUCCACGGUAACGCGUCAUGCGUUCCUGACGCGUUCAGCUGUGACGGUGACGCGGAUUGCUUGGAGAAGGAGGACGAGCAGGACUGUGAAAUCGAUGCAAGUGAUGAAACCGAGCAAGAUACCGAUAGGGGGACGGAGCUUUGCUCAACGUUCACCUGCCACUUUGCCGGUAUCGCCGACCCGAUCUGUUUGCCGUCUCACCAGAUCUGUGACGGCUACCCAGACUGUGCGUUAGGGGAAGACGAGCAGGGUUGUGGCCACGCUGACGGUCUGUCCACUCAAACCACAAAUAACCAAGAACCACAUGAUGGACCGACCGCAGAACCAACGGCUCAAGGAUCAUUCGAAGACCAAACAGCUGAAGGUUCCAAUGAGAAUCAUGGAUCCAAAGGCCAUGCCAUGGGUUGGAUGGUAGCCGCUGCAAUGGGUGGUCAAAUUCUCUAUCGCCUGGCUUUCUGAUCAUACAAUGCCUGGAAUAAUGUAUACCGGGGACAAAAUCAAUGGAAAUUCCCGUAAUAGAAAGCACCAAGCGUUUGCGGAUGGAAGAAACACGACAUGUGUACAUUUUAUAUCUGUCCUAAUAAUGGCAAAUCUGAUUACUAUAACACGUAUCUAGACAAUGUUUAAGUCAACAUAACGGCUUAAAAUACACAGGACAGUAUGUGAUAAGUCCGAACAAAAGUACAGCCAAUUUGUAUUCAUUCCAGAUUUUUAAUGUUAUCGUCUGUAAAAUUGUGAUAACGUAAAUGGAGAAUUCAACUUAUUCAAGAAUUAACCAAGACAAGUGACUGUGUACCCUUUACUGCUACAAAGAGACAUUUAAAAGAGCAAUAAGCAAAGGAUAAGGACAUGAAUUUUAUGAGGAGAAAUAGGUUACUUUAUUGGUUUAGCAAAACACGGCUCUGAUAGUUAAACAAUUGUUCCCUAAUAUUUCAUUACAAAAAAAAUGUAGUUUAUAUACUAUGCACAAGUUCCAUUUAAUUCAACUGAAUAUAAAGUUUCGUGUAGUAUAACUUAAUUGAAAAAGGUCUCCAUUUGAUUUAACUGAAUUCUGUGUUUCCAUUCCGUGAUUGUAGCUUUCGUGGUAUUACAGCCUUUUACCAUGUACAUGUACAAAUCAAAUAAACAUAUAUAUACAUCUAUAGCAACCAUUGUUUUGCAUUGCAAAUUUUAUCUCUCCCUUUAGUGUUUGUCGAGACAAGGCCGGAAUGUACAUCACUACCCAAGAUAAAACAUUACUCAAGUUUUUAAGGAAACUCAAUGCAAGCUGUUUGUAGUUCUAAGGGGUAAUCCAUUGCGUUAGUUAAAUACAAAACAGUUACACACAAGAUGGACUCAGUAUGAACAGUUAUAGAUCAUAAGAUCUUAUAAUUUCACAUACUGCAUGUUUUACUACUUUAACCUGCUUUAACCUGAUCGUUUUCCCAUGUUAUCAAGCUAUUUUUAUUAUUAAGAUCAAUCCUAUAUACAUUAAUCCUGUUUCUUGAGAAAUGUCAGGAUUUUUUGUCCUUUUAUAGACAGGGCUCUCUCUAGAUCAACUCAGCAUAAAUUCUAUUCCAUAUGAAUUGGUGCCUUUUUUCGAUCUAGAUUCUAAACUAUUAGCGAAUACAGCCGAUGGUAUUAUUCAUAUCUAUA